AUGGCAAUGCUUGCUGAAAGUAAACAAACACAAGCGGGUAGAGAGCGAUUCUCACUUGUAUGGCUUGAUGCCGCAACGAAUAACUCCAAUGAGCAAGUUGAAGCUGAGCAACAACUUCAGUCGAACAUCGAUCACUUGAUUACAUUCACAGAUAUAAGCUCAUGUAAAAAAUACCUUCGAUCAUGUGAUAAAAGCUGUCGAUUAGUGCUGAUUGUUAAUGGAGGAUUCGGCCGAGAACUUGUCCCUAAGAUUCAUGAACUUCAACAGAUCAUAUCAAUUUACGUCUUUUGUUUCGACAAGCAAUUACAUGAAGAAUGGACGAAACAAUUUAAUAAGGUGAAAGGUGUCUUUACUCAACUGACUGAUCUUAUUGCUGCAAUUCAGUCCGAAGGAGAAAGAAGAUCAUUGAGAAUCGACGAACCACUUUCCAUUUCCAUAGAAGGUCGAUCGACAACCGAAAUUAACGGUGGAUUUCUUCAUUCACAACUACUUAUCAAUGCACUUCUCCAUAUGUAUGUGUCAGCAACAGCCGUAGAUGAAAUUAUCGAUUCGUGGAAAAGUCGAUAUCAUGGUAAUAAAAAAGAACUUCAAAUUCUGAAAGAAUAUAAAAAAACAUAUUCUCCUUGCAAAGCACUAUGGUGGUAUACAAGAGAAUCAUUUCUUUAUAAACUUUUGAAUGAAGGUCUUCGAAAACAAGAUAUCGAUACUCUUUUUCUCUUUCGUUUCUUUAUUCAUGAUCUAUGUACUCAACUCGAACAAAAUCGAUGUUUAUCACCUGUAAACGUAUAUCGAGGUCAACUGAUGUCAAAAGACGAACUGAAAGUAUUGAAAGAAUCGACUGGACAAUUGAUUUCUAUGAAUUCAUUUCUUUCAACUAGUCUCGAUCGAAAACAAGCUAUUCAUUUCCUUAAAAAAAAAGAUACUACAGAUCAUAGUCGAAUACUAUUUGAAAUUUACGCUGAUCCUCGUCAUUCGACAACGAAACCAUUUGCUAAUAUUACCACUAUGAGUUAUUUUCCUUCUGAAGGUGAAAUAUUGUUUAUGUUGGGAUCGAUUUUUCGUUUACAUCACGUUCGUGAUGACAAUGAUUUUUGCAUUAUUCAAUUACAUUUGUGUUCCGAUGAUCAUCUUGGUGUUAAAAAUAUCUUUGAACAUAUGAAAAAUCAAAUCGAUGCCCGAGAUGGAUUUUUGUCUUAUGGAAACGUGCUUUUUCAAAUGGGUCAAGUUGAUUAUGCUGAAAAAUAUUACGAACGUGGAUUAAAAGAACUUUCUUCAAAGCAUGCAAAUGUUGUCUAUUAUUAUCAUGGCCUUGGUCUUGUAAAAAAAGAACGUGGAGAUUUCGUGUCUAGUCUUUGUUAUUUUGAAAAAGCACUUGCACUUUACAAGAAAACAGGAAAUCAAAGUUCAGUUGCUAGCAUCUACAACAAUAUUGCGACUAUCCACAGUGCCAAAGGAGAUUAUAAGGAAGCUCGUAAUUCGUACGAUAUGGCAUUAGCAAUUUAUAUUACAGAAAAUGGUCAAAAUCAUGAGGAUGUCGCGAUGUGUUAUAAUAAUAUAGGUGCUAUCUACUAUCAGGAAAAGAAAUAUUUGGAUGCAUUUAAUUUCUAUGAAAAAGCCCUAAACAUAUGGCAACGAACACUUCCUGCUGAUCAUUCUCAACUGGGAGUAUCAUACAGUAAUAUUGGUGCUGUUUGUCUGAAUCUUCAUGAUUAUACGUCUGCAUUGGAAAAUUACAAUCGAGCACUUACGAUUAAAGAAAAGACUCUUGUUCCUCAACAUCAUAGUAUCGCAUCGACACAUCAAAGUAUUGGCCUUGUGCAUGAACAGAACGGUAAUUCGAAACAGGCACUCGUACAUUAUCAAAAAGCAGCAGUGAUCUAUCGUCAUAGCUACCCUGCUGAUCAUCCUAAUGUAAUACAAAUCGAACAACAUAUUCAGCGCAUUACGACAUCAAACGCUGUGAAUGUCGUUCAUUCACAAUGA
Messenger RNA from Adineta steineri, 1983 nucleotides. Lineage: Eukaryota; Metazoa; Rotifera; Eurotatoria; Adinetida; Adinetidae. The record is from the annotation of a GenBank genome assembly.